UGCAUUUCAUGCAGGAAGUAGGGAAUGUUUUGGUUUUGAGAGCUGCACAGACUGAAAAAAAAAUCCCACAUGCAUGGCUACAUUGAUUGCCACUGUCAUAUCUCUGCUAGGGAUUUUGACAAGGACGUGGAAGAGGUGAUUGAGAAUUCAAAGAAGGCUGGCUUGCUGGCACUUUUGGCUGUGGCUGAGCAUGCUGGGGAAUUUACCAAAAUCAUUGAGCUGUCUCAGAGAUUUCCAGGUUUUAUUUUCCCCUGUUUGGGAGUCCAUCCUGUUCAGGAAGUUUCCCCAGAGCAACAGAGGAGUGCUUCUCUUCAGGACCUUGAUGCAGCUCUACCCAUCAUAGAGAAAUACAAAGACCAGCUUGUCGCAGUUGGAGAGGUUGGCUUGGAUUUUACUCCCAGGUUUGUCAGCGGCGAGUCUGAAAAGGAGACUCAAAAGCUGGUUCUCAUCCGUCAAGCACAGGUUGCCAAGGAGCUGGAUCUCCCUCUAAAUGUUCAUUCAAGGUCUGCAGGACGACCCACCAUCCACCUGCUGAAGGAGCAAGGUGUCGAAAAAGCCCUUCUUCACGCUUUUGAUGGGAAGCCUUCUGUUGCAAUGGAGGGAGUGAAGGCUGGAUAUUUCUUCUCUAUCCCCCCAUCCAUAACACGCAGCGAGCAGAAGCAGAAACUCGUAAAACAGCUGCCUCUGGAGAACAUCUGUUUGGAAACCGAUUCGCCUGCUUUGGGCCCAGAGAAGCAGGUAAGAAAUGAGCCCCGAAACAUCUGCGUCUCUGCCGAGUACAUCAGUAAGGUCAAAGGCGUGUCGCUGGAGACGGUGAUGGAAGUGACGACCCAGAAUGCCCUGCGGCUCUUCCCCAAGCUCAAGUCUGCCAUCCGACCUUGACGGCUACGUCAGUAAUCCAGAAAUGUCCCGAAUAUUUUCUUGUAAUAAUCUGUACAUCACCAUGUGAUUAAAAGCUUUUAAAAUCA
Molecule: messenger RNA, 968 nt
Organism: Poecilia latipinna (sailfin molly)
Lineage: Eukaryota; Metazoa; Chordata; Actinopteri; Cyprinodontiformes; Poeciliidae
Gene: tatdn3l
Product: putative deoxyribonuclease TATDN3
Exons: 10
Coding region: 70-882 (270 amino acids)
Molecular function (GO): hydrolase activity, acting on ester bonds
Source: RefSeq, a predicted model, not a curated record